UUUUUGUUUCUUCUGUUGUUAUUGUCAAUUUUCGCGUCGCCAUCCCGGGCCCGUGGAGGCGAAUCUUCCAAGAAACGGAGUCAUCGAACCACUGGAUGUCCCCCUGCCCGCCUGCCCUGGCAUCAAUCUUCGUAUCCGGACGGAUGAGCAGUUUUAGCCAAGUGCGUGUUUUCUCAACUCCACACCAAAAAGGAUCGGCGAGUUUCCGAUUUGGAACAGCAAUUGGAGCCCCUGGCCAUGAAGAAGGGCUCGGCGGGGUCCAAGAGACCCUAUGCGGCCCACAACGGAUCGGAGGAGGAUCAGGCGAAGCGCAAGGAGCGGCAGCAGCAGCCAGUGAAGGCGGGGGAAGCGCUGCCUGCCAAGGAAUCUGCAGUGAAGAAAGAGCCCUCCGUUAAGGCUGAGCCCGUUGUUAAGGAUGAACCCAUCAAGGCCACCGCCUCAUCCAUUCCGGCAAUUGAUAAACUGCGUCGCUUCUGCUUCAUUGGCUCGACGGAUGCCCCCGUUUAUACCAUUCCCACUCUGGACGUCAUCGUGGAAAGCAGUUAUGCCGCGCUGCAGGAUCUCUGCGGCCAGGUGAGCGAGUCCGAGCUGGUGGAGUGCCUGGCAAGCGUUUUGGGCAGCGGACCGAAUGCAGAGCAUCUGCCGCGUGCGGACGAGCCGCUCCUUAUUCUGGCCGUCUUCCUCAGCACGCACGGUGACUUUAAGCAGCGAAAAAUUGUGCGCAAUAAGUUUGCCGAUCUUGUAGCCGACGAAAAAGAACUGCUGCUCUUCGUCCAGCUGGUGAAGAGGCUGCAAAAGGUGCUGGACAGGAAGACACCCUUUAAUCGCACCGUGCGCAAGGCGGUCCUCGGAUGGUAUGGCAAGCAAUCUUUGGAUAAACUGCUGCAUUUGUGGUCUGUGGGAGACGCGGCCCGGUGGUCGAUGCAUCGCGAUCUGCUCCAUCGCUGUCACUUCCAGGACGAGGACUUUCGGCCGGAGAUUAUGGCUGCACUGAAGCUACUUUCCUCGUCACCCAGCGAGCUCUCAAAGUGGCCCAGCUUCCUGAGUCCCCUGGCCAGUUGUCGACCGAUUAUUGAGGGUGUUGUCAGACUGCGACUUCUGCAGGAUUCCCACGAAGCUCUGCCCAUUGUGAAGAAGCUGGCGUUGAGCUGGGAACAUGUCCCACUUCACCUGCUGAACGACCCCGGUCUCUCUAAGUUUCUGCUGCCACGGAUGAGCUACGACCAGAUCUUGGAGAGCUGGACACGCUUGUCGCGACGCCAUCGCCAUGUGCGUCCCCUUGAGGAGCAACUGAAGGACGAGAAGAGGCUGAAGGCGGGAAAUGUGGUGCCGGUGCGACUGCUGCUGGAGGACAUGCGAGUGAGGAAGCCCAAGAAGGUGGGACAAAUCCAUGCGAGCGCCAGCUUUCUGCAUAGCGUAUAUGAGAGAUCCUUUGGCCUGAACAAGGCGCUGGGCCGCCGUUUGCACAUUACCCUUAAUCUGGAGCAGUGCUACAUGGGCAAAAACCUCUCCGGUCACUGUCGGUCACUCAAAUACGUGGAUGCCUUGGUGGCCCUGGCCUUUGGCUAUUUUCGCAGCGAUCCCAAGGUUACGGUGCAGUUCUGGCACGAUCGCAGUGGCCAGCUAAAGACACUGCCUUGGACCACGGAGAUGUCGUUGGCGGAGGCCACGGCCUGUUGCCAGAAUCAGAAGGUGCUGAAGAUCAAGCAAUCGCUGACAGACAUCUUGGAUCGGGCUCUGGAGGAUGAGAAGAACACCUACGAUGUGUUUCUGGUGCUGGUGCCGGGAGCAGGGCGCGGAAAUCCGGGCAAUAGUUCCAAGAAGUUGGCAACCCUGCUGGACGAGUAUCGCGAGAAGCGGAGCUCCAAUGCCAAAUUCAUUAUGGUGACUCUGCGGCAGCACCAUGGCUCCAUGCGUUAUGGCAUGGAGCGCAACGAGAAUCUGCUGGAGUUGUGCAGCCUGGACGAGCAUACGCCGCGUCUGAUCAACGCAUUUGCUCGCAGAAAGUUCUACUAAUCGUAUUUGUUGAGGGACGAUGGCCUCUUGUUCGUUGCCAUCUGCCGUCUCACUCGCUUUCAUAGACGCUAAGGUGCUAAGGUGCUCUCUUUCCCGCUCCCACAACCAAAACCCAGAACAUUGCCCACCUCCUACCAUCCAAAGUCAUCCCAGCUCGCUCUCCCGUUCAAAUAGCUUUCAUGUAACAUAGAGAUCCUUGGUGUAUAAUCGAGCCAAAAACCUUAAUUAGCAUUAACUAAAGAAUCAUACUAAUUACUGGGUAAUUAAUUAUGGCUAGUUAGAUAUUUUGAACAGGCUCGUUUUUGUAUUCGUAUUUUUUUACUCGAUUUGGUGGAUUUAUAUUUUUUGAAAUCGAAACUGAAUCAACUGAACUGAACUCAAU
Drosophila serrata is the source of this 2398-nucleotide messenger RNA. RefSeq lists its product as uncharacterized. NCBI's taxonomy places the organism in Eukaryota, Metazoa, Arthropoda, Insecta, Diptera, Drosophilidae. The record is from RefSeq and is a predicted model, not a curated record. Gene Ontology annotation, molecular function: RNA binding. Gene Ontology annotation, cellular component: ribonucleoprotein complex.